This is a messenger RNA of Oikopleura dioica, 723 nucleotides long. NCBI's taxonomy places the organism in Eukaryota, Metazoa, Chordata, Appendicularia, Copelata, Oikopleuridae. The record is from the annotation of a GenBank genome assembly.
AUGAGUUUUUCAAUUUCUGAAAGCAUUUUAGGAAGUUACCGAGAUUAUCAAAAAAGAGAUUUUACAAAAGAAGAAAUUCUGUUGGAAGCUCAAUCACAACUUGAACCAUUGUGGAAGGCUUUUGGCGACCUUCGAAAAGAAAAUUAUGAGCUUUCAAUAAAAGUUCAACACUUAGAAACAGAAAAAGAUGCUCAAAAUACCAAGUUUCAAAACAUUAUUGAUAAUCUUCGGGCGGAGAUCGGACUCAUGACGUCAUCAAGUGGAACUGAUAGCAUAGCGGACCGAAAAUUGGAAGAAAAGACCGAGAGGGAGGAGCCGAAUCAAAGAGCACCGACAAUAGUGUUCAGCGAUAUUUCUGAUAAGACACCGUCUGGUUUUGCUCCUCCUAGCUUUUUAAGAAAAGAAGGGAUCAAUAGACAAGAUGUUUCCGAAGAAGAAAUAUCGACGCUUAUCGACAAUAAAAUCAACCCACUAUGGAAUGCUCAGCAAACCGCUCUAAAACAACGAUCAGAGAUUCAAUCAAAAGUUGAAGAACUCGAUAAAUGGGUCAAAAACACAGUCAAUGAGUUUGAGACGAAGGAAUUGAAUAACAUGCAAUUGCAAGAUGAAUCUGAGCUUAUGCGGGAAACCAACGCUCAACUCCAAGAGCAAAAUGAAAGAUACUUGGCGGAAAUCGAAUCACUCAGAAAUCAGCUUGAAUCUUUACGUCGGGCUCAAAGUUGA